Messenger RNA from Anopheles coustani, 1702 nucleotides. Its product is annotated as zinc finger and SCAN domain-containing protein 26-like. NCBI's taxonomy places the organism in Eukaryota, Metazoa, Arthropoda, Insecta, Diptera, Culicidae. Gene Ontology annotation, biological process: regulation of transcription by RNA polymerase II. Gene Ontology annotation, cellular component: nucleus. The coding region runs from base 44 to 1282 and encodes 412 amino acids. Gene Ontology annotation, molecular function: RNA polymerase II cis-regulatory region sequence-specific DNA binding; DNA-binding transcription factor activity; zinc ion binding. The record is from RefSeq and is a predicted model, not a curated record. The transcript is spliced from 2 exons.
GAGAAGUGUUCCAAGCCUAAAAUUAGUGCCGUUAAAGUUGAUUAUGAUGGACAAUUUAACAGUUUCCUGCUGUAGAUUGUGUCUUCAGGAGCCUCCUUUGGAUGCGCUUAUAUUUUCCGUAUUCGAUACCUACCAGGGUAGUGUUUUAGUAAAUCUCAUUGACGAACUAUUCUCUGUGAAGGUUCAAAAAGCUGAUCGACUGUUGUCCGUUUGCCUAGAGUGUGUCAACCGUAUAAAUACGGUUCGCAAGAUGCGGCAACUUUUCAUCGAAAAUAAUCGUAAACUUCAAGCCUGGCUACAGGAUAACGCGAGUGUAGAUGAUAAAAAUGACACGUUCGAAGUGUACGAAGUUAGUAUGCCUGAAAAUGGACUGGCGCGACAAGAUACCGAAGCAGCAUCGGAUAAAAACCUAACAAACAUUGGAGAGAAACAAUGCGAAGAACUUCUAUCAACGCACGCUAGCAUAACGGAUAAAAACACGGAAAAAAUCAUGAUACUUAACAUCGAGGAAGCGUAUGAGGAUGAUUUCGGUGUGCUACUAACGAUAGAGCCAGAUCCCGAAAAUAGUUCCGGAAAUGAUACCCCAGAAGUACCUCGGCUUGAUGAACAAGCAGUUCCAGCAACAACAGUCGCACGUAUUCCGGUAAACAAAUGUUACUUUUGUGGGCGCAUCUUUCAAGACGCGAUCGAAUUUACCCAUCAUCUACCGGAACAUUUCACGCAAGUGCCUUACACGUGCAAGGAAUGCAACGGGCUAGUAUUCAAAUCGGUACGUGAAGCCAGCAAGCACAUCGGUAUGCAUGACAACAGUGAUCGGCCUUUUCAAUGUCGCGUCUGCCCGUUGCGUUUUGCAACGCGGUGCAAUAGUUUAACGCACGAGCGAAAAAUGCAUCGCUUCAAGACGAAACAAAAGCCAACGGCUGACAACUCCGGGCAAGGGGGCCGACAAAGGGCAAAACGGAAACCUUGCAAGAAUGACGAUCCAUCGGAACGAUCCGUUAGUCACACGUGCGAUAUCUGUCAGAAAAACUUUACGGCUAAGAAAAAUCUGACCCGUCACUUGAUGGUCCACACUGGUGAAAUGCCGUUCAAGUGUACCCAGUGCAAGCGAUCAUUUCGACAAGCGGGACAACUGAAGGCUCACCAUGCGGUGCAUCAGAGCCAAGAUUCGCAUAAAUGUGAUCAGUGCGACGCGACGUAUCGCAACUUUCCCAUGCUGGCAAAGCAUAGAAAAGCGGCACAUCCUCAGCGGUCGAAAACAUCCCGCCGCAGGCAGUCAUAAGUUCAUUAUUGAUCGCUUCGGCCUUCAAGCUACUGCCAAAGGAAACUGUUCCUCUCCACGACAAGGAAAGUUGUAUUCAUUGGAAAAAUGGAACUACGCUCCCGGAUAGCAAAAUGUGUCGCCAUGGAGGCAUAGUAGCUUGUGUCCUGCAGACGCCGCCUUCUGGGAUGAUCUAUCUGGUCCAACGAUCCUUGCAGACAUUGUUUUCUAUGUGUCCAGUUCAACACUUAGGUCCAGAUUAUCGUUGAGUGUUUCAUUUCGUGGCGGUGCUUUUUGCCCUAGUGACCCUUUUCUGUGGCUAACAUUAAUGAAUUAGCAUUCUCGAUUUAUUCCGAAGGAGCUUCAUCAGGCCAAUAUAUCUCUUCAGUUGUGCUGUAAGUAAGAAUCUAAUGUUUAAACAAUAAAGUGCAAGCCCAUGAU